Molecule: messenger RNA, 1804 nt
Organism: Cyprinus carpio (common carp)
Lineage: Eukaryota; Metazoa; Chordata; Actinopteri; Cypriniformes; Cyprinidae
Product: epithelial membrane protein 2-like
Cellular component (GO): plasma membrane
Source: RefSeq, a predicted model, not a curated record
GCUGUUCAGGAUUUUGGAAAGGAGGAGCACGCUCUUUUUCCUCAUUUCACUACUACUACGUUUACCCUGCAGUCACGUUCACACUUGCAUCACUUCAUCUCCACAUCUGACUGCCCUCUCUAAACUCUACAAUAUUUGACCCUUAAGGCUUCUCUACAGAGAUUCUCCAGCUUUUGAUUUUCAGUUCCACCAUCAGCCAUGUUGAUUAUUUUGGCCUUCAUCAUCCUCUUCCACAUCACCUCAGCAAUACUACUCUUCAUAGCAACCAUCAGAAAUGUAUGGUGGGUUUGGGAGGAUUACGCCGUAGAUCUCUGGUAUAACUGCAACUCCACAAAUUGUUAUGAUAUACCGAACAGUUCAACCUAUGGUGCAGCCUAUCUUCAGACUGUCCAGGCCACCAUGAUAAUGGCUACUAUCUUGUGCUGUGUGGGUUUCUUUGUCUUCAUCCUUCAGCUCUUCCGUCUGAAGCAGGGCGAGAGAUUUGUCUUCACAGCCAUCAUCCAGCUCUUGUCUGCUUUCUGUGUGAUGACCGGUGCAUCCAUCUACACAGCAGAGCACUUAAACUUCGAAGACACAAGAAAGAAUAAGAAUGGAGAGUAUGGGUACGCCUUCGUUCUGGCCUGGGUCGCGUUCCCCAUGACGCUACUGAGCGGCUUUAUGUAUCUAGUGCUAAGAAAACGCAAAUGAAGCACCACAUACCACCUCACUAGCUGCCACCAGCUACAGCCUUAGCCAAGAGACUUGUAAUGAUACUUGUUUUUGUUUGAAUGAAGUAGAUCAUCUUAUUAAUCACUGCAUACUGGAAACUUUAUUAGAUUAUAUGCAUAGUAUGUCACUUUUUUUUUUUUACCCUGUUGUGUAUAAUUUAGCUCUACCUGCUCAGUAAAAAGUGCUGUGAUUAAGAGAGGUAAAAUAGGGUGAUGGAAAAAAGACAGGAAUGGGAGAUAUAAUACAAUAUAUUUAAAACAUGGAACCACUAUGAGCUCAACAUGUAUUCAUACACAAUGCAUGAUGUAACACUUAGUGUGUAGCAGAUAACAUGCUAGUGUGAUGUUUCCUGGUCAUUACAUGUGCCUGGGGAAAAAGUCAUUAAACACAAAAUAUGAAAAAAUUGUGCUGCCAGUUCGCUGAGCACUAUAUCUUACUUGAAACUUAACAAAUUAUCAAUAUUAGUGGCAUGAUGUGUUCUUGUGUAUAGGUUUUUUUUUUUUUUUUGUUUUUUUUUGUAAAAUAGUCUUUUAGUGCUGACUAAUUACAUUGCAUGUUUGUUUUUUUGUUUGUUUUUUUUGCAGCAUUUAAUUUGAAAUCACUAUUAACAUAAGUACAGAUCUGUAGUUCUUAAGGCAUUGUGUUUGAUUAGGGCACUUGGGAUUUAUUUCAUAUUCAUGCGAAUAACUUUAAGAUGAUGGUGUUGGUGAAGCACACCGAUGGUUUCAGUUUUCAUGUCUAAUAUGUAAUCAUUUCGUCCUCAAAUCUGCUAUGGAAUAAAAAGCAAUUAGCUAAUAUUAUUUAGACGAAAGUGAAAUUAAGCUGUAUUUAUUAAGACUAACUGCAUUGUUUCUGUUAAUAUAUUUUGUAAUGAAGUAUUAUAUCAAAUGGAGUGUUAAUGUUUGUUUAAUGCUUAAUUUUCAGAAGGUUUUAAUGAAUAUUAGUGAAGGCUUUUGUGUUGGAAUGAAACCACAAUGGCAGCUUUGUUUUUAAAUGUCUGCUGAGUUGUUCAGGUCAGGUCUGUUUCUGGAGAUUGAUCCAAGGGCUUAAUAUUGUUCUUUUUUUAUCAAAUAAAUGUAUUUUACAUUAACAAACA